GAUCUACACGACUGCAUUUCUUUGGUGGUGUGUUUGCUGAAGUGUGAAAAGAUCCACAAUGAACGGUCUGAACGGACACAGCAACGGCGAGGUGAACGGCGCCGGCGACAUCAUCACCCAAAACCAGCAGAAGGGCUGGUGGACCAUCGGGCUCAUCAACUCGAGGUACCGGUACCUCACCGCGGAGACCUUCGGUUUUAAGAUAAACGCCAACGGCACUAGCCUUAAGAAAAAACAGAUAUGGACGUUGGAGCCAGCGUCAGGAAAUGCAAAUGACAGUAUGAUCUACUUGCGUUCUCACCUGGACAAAUACUUGGCUGUCGACUCAUUCGGGAACGUCACCUGUGAGUCUGAGGAGAAGGAACCAGGCAGCAAGUUCCAGAUCAGUGUAUCAGAAGACAACAGUGGACGAUGGGCGUUGAAGAACGUAGAGCGAGGCUACUUCCUGGGCUCCAGCUCGGACAAGCUGUGCUGCACAGCGAAGGUGCCCGGCGAUGCGGAGCUCUGGCACGUGCACCUGGCUGCCAGACCUCAGGUGAAUCUCCGUUCCAUCGGUCGCAAGCGGUUCGCUCACCUGUCCGAGUCGCUGGAUGAGAUCCACGUGGACGCGAACGUGCCCUGGGGCGAGGACACGCUGUUCACGCUGGAGUUCCGCGCCGACGAGGGCGGCAAGUACGCCCUGCACACAUGCAACAACAAGUACCUCAGCGCCGGUGGAAAGUUGUUGGACACGUGCACGGAGGUGUGCCUGUUCAGCGCGGAGUACCACGCGGGCGCGCUGGCGCUGCGCGACGGCUCCGGCGCGUACCUCGCGCCCAUCGGCUCCAAGGCCGUGCUCAAGACGCGCUCCACCGCCGUCACCAGGGACGAACUGUUCUCGCUAGAGGACAGUCUGCCGCAGGCGGCCUUCGUUGCGGCCUUGAACGAGAAAUAUGUCUCCGUCAAACAAGGUGUAGACGUGACCGCGAACCAGGACGAGAUAUCGUCACACGAGACGUUCCAGCUGGAGUUCGACUGGGCCACCCGCCGCUGGUACAUCCGCACCAUGCAGGACCGGUACUGGACCCUCGAGACCGGCGGCGGCAUACAGGCCAGCGGCGAUAACAAAUCAUCUAACGCGCUGUUCGAGCUGGACUGGCAGGGCGACGGCGCGGUCGCGUUCCGCGCCAACAACGGCAAGUACCUGAUGACCAAACGCUCCGGGCACCUGUACGCCAACGCUGACACCAUCGACGACAACUGCAAAUACUAUUUCUAUCUUAUCAACAGGCCGAUAUUGGUAUUGAAGUGUGAGCAAGGUUUCGUUGGACCGAAGGGAGUGCGGCUCGAGUGCAACAAAGCCAAUUAUGAGACCAUCCAGGUGGUGCGGGGGCCUAAGGGAGCCGUUUACUUCAAAGGACAAAACGGCAAAUACUGGCACGCGGACGGCGAGAGCGUGACGUGCGACUCGGAUAGCGCGCAGGGCUUCCACCUGGAGUUGCGUGAGCCCACGCGCCUCGCCAUCCGCGCGGCCGCCGAGCGCCAGUACCUCGCCGCCGCCAAGAACGGGAACUUCCGCCUCGCCGGGCCCGACCUCGCGCACGCCACGCACUGGGAGUACUAACCGUUUGAUACGCGCACCGCCAACAUGCACGCACUAUACGCAUCGCGGGUCCUCAAUAUAAACUUCUCCUUUUUGGUUCUUUCUAGUGAAUCAUUUUCGUUGUAUCGCCCCCGUCGUACUUCUGUCUCUUAUUUUACAAUGAUAAAAAAGUUCAAUCGGAAUAGAAUGGAUGACGAAGCUGUCCUCCAUAUACCGAUUACGGUCCCGAUCGCCUAACGAAUCCCAUUUCAAUGGUAGAUGACUGCCUGAGGACGUUCCGAUGAACUUGAUGACAGAGGUGGUUUUACGUGUUAGUGAUUUACUUUAUCUCCUGCAUUUAUACUUCGUUCAGUAGUUCCAAAAUAAGCAGAUCGUCGAAAGCUCUGAUGAUAGUAUUUUUUUGUAACCCGUGAUGGUGAAUAGGUGUAAACGCCGCAGAUCCCUCUCUGAUGAGACUUUGCGUUGCAUAAUGUACUUAAUUCCGAAGAAUUUAAGUUAUAUAUUGAAAUCAGACUUCUCUGAUUCCCGCGUAAACGACCGCCUCGACAUGUGAGGAAUUUGCGGCAUAUUUAGUUAGCUCGAGCUAGUAAUGAUUAUGAUAAGCUGACGAAUACCCGAUAUUUGAAAACGGGAACAAGAGUCGAUCCGAGUGAUCGUUUCAAAUCUCCCGACUUUGUUAUCUUCUAUGAUAAGCGAAUCGUUAAAACGGUCACUUCAGUCGACUCUCGCCUGAAGAGAUUCACGCGAAACGCAUCAUGUUUGAAUCUCUUUAGACCAUAAUACUCUUCCGGUAGUUUACUGUUAUCUGAGUCCGCUAGGCAUGAAACUUGUAUUAAUUGUCGAUUGAAAAUGUUAAAUUGGCGGGCGAAAGUUUUUAGUUGACGCCGUUCUGAAAAUUUGUCGCCAUAUUGUGUACAAAUCCACAAGAUGGCUCCGAACGACCCAAACAGCUGAUUCUGGCGGGAAUCUGCUGCGAAUGGAAAGC
Diatraea saccharalis (sugarcane borer) is the source of this 2567-nucleotide messenger RNA. The record is from the annotation of a GenBank genome assembly. NCBI's taxonomy places the organism in Eukaryota, Metazoa, Arthropoda, Insecta, Lepidoptera, Crambidae.